GCGAAAAUAUCUGUGCUCUAGCGAGGAGAGAAAAGACUUAAAAGUCAUCUUAGAUGUGAAGACUCGUUGGAACAGCACGUUUUAUAUGGUAAAACGUUUCCUUGAACUGAAAGACGCUAUUCGUUCUACAAUGGGUUUGAUGAACGACCCCCCAGAGGCUCUUGAUGUGCCAGAAUGGGAAAGUGUCCAACAUCUUUGUGACGUUUUGAAACCUUUUGAAAAGGUGACUUGCGAGUUGAGUUCGGAAAAAUACUUGUCAGCAUCUAUGGCGCCUGUGUUAAUCGGCGGACUUCAAAAAAUCUGUGAAAAUCUGCUUAGUAAAAGUGUUAAUGAACAAGUACAAAAUGUGGUACUAGUACUACAACGUGAAUUGGGUAAUAGAUUUACAACUAUCGAUUCAAGAGAAGACAUUGCUCAAGCCGCUUUCCUUGACCCCCGAAUAAAAAAAUUGGGGCUCAAAUGUGAUGUCGCCAAAAAAAUUGAAAGUGAUAUUAUCUGUGAGUUAUCGGUAGUUGCACAAACUACCCAUAAUCUUGUUGAGGAUGUGGAAGAGGAUGAUGAAGAGAUAGACGAAUCAUCGGUUUGGUUCGAGUUUGAGAGUAAAGACUCUCGAACUUCAUCAGCUCCCGCAGCAGACGCGGCGAUCGACAAAGCUGCGGCAGAAGUGAAAAGAUACCUGCAAGAGCCCAUUCUUUCCAGGAAAUCUGAUCCACUGGAGUGGUGGGAAAAGAAUAAAAAUGUAUUUCCUAAUUUGUAUGAAUUAUCACGGAAAAAAUUAGGCCUUGUGGCUACUUCAGUGCCAUGCGAAAGGGUGUUCUCUAAAGCUGGAUUAAUACUGAAUGAUCGGCGAAACCGUUUGAGUGGACAAAAGUUGAAACAACUAAUUUUCUUACAUUACAAUUAUAAUAUUUAAUCAUUUGUUGACCUUCUUAAAAUUCCAACCUAAGUUCAGCUUAAAAU
Messenger RNA from Stegodyphus dumicola, 960 nucleotides. RefSeq names its product zinc finger BED domain-containing protein 1-like. The record is from RefSeq and is a predicted model, not a curated record. NCBI's taxonomy places the organism in Eukaryota, Metazoa, Arthropoda, Arachnida, Araneae, Eresidae.